Messenger RNA from Rotaria sp. Silwood2, 3090 nucleotides. The record is from the annotation of a GenBank genome assembly. NCBI's taxonomy places the organism in Eukaryota, Metazoa, Rotifera, Eurotatoria, Philodinida, Philodinidae.
AUGGGGACCGAUAAAGAUGAUUUGAUCUUGCUUGAACAAAAUUAUCAACAACGAUCAUUUCUACACAAAAAAAUUAGUUUAACAAUACCUGUAUGUGCUUUAUUGUUUGUGGUUUUUGUUUUAUCGGCAUUCAUUGUUUCAACAAUUUCAUUGUAUUGGGCUGAAGAUACUAUAUGUUAUAGAAGCAAUAAUGAACUAAUCGAACCAGACCAACCUAAACCAAGACCAGUCUAUUACUCUCGACCAAAACGUAGUUUAACGUUAAGAAAAGCCAAUCUUCCAUGUAUGAGUUUUGAUUGUUGUACUACGGCUCUUGAUCCUAAUGCUCCAUGGAAUCAAAGUCGAUUACCAACAAAUGUUUAUCCUGUUGAUUAUCAAUUGAUAUUAGAAUUAUCUGAAUUAAAUGAAGGACGUGAUGAAUACAGUGGUACAGUUGAUAUUGUUCUUGAAGUUCGGUCGCGAACAAAUGAUAUAAUUCUUCACGGUGACAUACUCCUUUCAGAUAUUACUGUAUCUCAACGUUCAAGUCCGAGCAGUAUUCCAUUGACUAUUGAUUGUGUUAUAGUAUUUCCUGAUACUCAAACAAUUAUUAUACAUUUGGUGGAACAAUUAGAAAUCGGUUCUACGUAUGAUGUUCGUAUUUCAUUCUUUCGAGCAUUAAGUGUUCAUGGAACUGGUAUAUUUGAAAAUCAAUUUAAUAAAGAUCCAUAUGGCGUACAAACAUCUCGAAUAAUAUUAACACAUUUUAAGCCAGUACAUGCUCGAGAAGCCUUUCCAUGUUUUGAUGAACCAGAUUUCAAAGCCAAAUUUCAAUUAACAGUAUCACAUGAGAAUAAUACUAAAAUUUUGAGUAAUUGGGAUGAAGCAGAAAGUUUUGUGACCGAGAAUUCGACUAAUACUGAAUUUCAAACAGUACCACCAAUACCAACUGCAUUAAUGGCUUUUGCAAUAUUUUAUAUCGAUGAUUUUGAUAAGAAAACAGCAGUAGCAACACAUCCAAUAACUAAUCAAAGUAUUGAGAUUAAUUUAUGGGCACGAAAACCAUUUUUUACGAAUGAUAACGGAAUCUAUAUUACUGCUCCGCUCGAUAUGAUUCAACGAGUUCUUACUGCUCUUUUGAAUAUUUUUAAAGAAGUUGAAACUCAUAUUGUACCAAAGAAAAUAGAUAUUCUUGCCGUACCUGAAUACCCAUCUGAUGCAGUAUCACAUUGGGGUUUCAUUAUAUUUCUUGAACGUGCUCUUCUUCAUAAUUCACAAACAACAUCGGAAAUUGAACAUCAAAAAAUUGUUUUAUUAAUUGCUAAACAAUUAGCUGAACAGUGGUAUGGAAAUUUCAUUUCAUUUCGAUGGUGGACAGAUUUAUGGCUACAAGAAGCAAUUUCUAAUUAUUUGAAAUAUCAUGCAGUUAAUAUUGCUUAUCCACAAUGGAAUAUACAUGAUCAAUUUUCUACUGGAGAACUUUUACCAACUAUGUUUGAUGAUUCUUUGAGUACAUCACAUCCAAUACUAAAACCAGUUAAUAGUCCAGCGCAAAUCAAUGAAUUAUUUGAUAGUAUUGAAACAACAAAAGCAACAGCUAUUUUAAGAAUGGCUGAUCAUUAUAUGGAUGAAACUAUGGGUCCUAAGAAUAACACGUUACUUACUAUUGUGUCUUUUCUUAAAAAUAAUGAAUUUGGAUACCUUAUACCAGAUGACAUUCUUAGUACAUAUCAUAUUGGUCCAUGGAACGGUCUAAAUUUUUUCGAUCGUUGGUUAUUACAAUCAAAUUUUCCAAAAGUAUUCGCUCAAUUUAUUCAAAAUACUACUAAUCAAAGAUAUACUUUUCAACUUGUACAAAGUCGACAUUUAAGUGCACAUUUAUAUGAAUAUGAUCUUUAUCCACCUGAAACAAAUCCAUUUGGUUAUAUUUGGUAUAUUCCAAUAACAUGUCGAUUUAGUAAUGAUUCAACAAGAUUUCAAUCAACUCGAACAUUUCUACUUGAAAGUGAAAGAAUGAAUAUAGACUUUGGUUUUGAUUAUUUUACAUAUUUUUAUUGUAAUGCUGAUUUUGCUGGAUACUAUAUUAUGGAUUAUACACUUGAAAAUUCAGCAGAAUUAGGUCAAGCUUUAGAUAACAACAAUGCUGAAUUAACUGAUCUUGAUCGAGCUAAUUUAUUAAAUAAUGCAUUUUUAAAUGCGCAAACAAGUGAAGCAAGUUAUUUGGCUGUUAGAUCACUUACACAAUUUUUAUAUCGUCCUGUCGCCUAUACAGGUUUACUUUCAUGGCAAACAUUAUCAUUUCAUGUAAAUCGUAUGUUAGAUGUACUUGAAUAUGAAUCAUUAUUUCUUGUAGUUCAAAAAUAUUUUCAAGUUGUUGUUCGAAAUUAUUAUACAACAUAUGAAGCAAAUUUAUGGAAUGUUAAUGGAACAUUUUCUGACCAAAUUCUCAAAAAUACAAUUAUUCAACUUGCAUGUCGACUACGUUUAAAUGAAUGUAUUGAUAAAGUAACUUUAUUAUGGGAAGAAGCAUUUCCGGCUUUAGUAAAUCAAGAAGCUAAUCAUUCAGUUGCUGCUCAUGCUCGAGACGUAGUCUAUCAAACUCAUUUUCAACAUACAUAUAAUGAUACUGAAUGGACAGUAGUUGCAAGCGAUUUUCAUUAUUUUACUGAUACUCAAGAACGUUAUCGUUUACUCAAAGCGUUAACACAAUCACGUCAACCAUGGCAUUUAUAUCAAUUUUUAUAUCGAGAUGCAGAAAUAAAUCAAGAUCGUGAUGUUGAUUUAUUAUCAGUAUUAACAUUACUAGCAAAAAAUUCUAUAGGUCGUGAAUUAGUCUGGUAUUAUUAUCGAGAAAAUUGGUCUAAACUUCAAUCUGAUUAUGGACGAUCAAAUCAGCGAUUAGGACAAUUACUGAUUGAUAUAACAGCAACAUUUGAAGAUAAAUUUCAUGAGAUUGAAUUAACUGAAUUUCUUGCAUCGACACCAGGUGUUGAUUCAAAUGUUGACGCACGUUUUUGGGCACUUGAACGUGCAAAUAUGAAUUAUUGGUGGAUAUUUGAUAAUUCAAAGGACAUGGCUGAGUCAUUCAAUUUUGAUUUGAAGCAUAUUUGA